Messenger RNA from Angiostrongylus costaricensis, 981 nucleotides. The record is from the annotation of a GenBank genome assembly. Lineage: Eukaryota; Metazoa; Nematoda; Chromadorea; Rhabditida; Metastrongylidae.
AUGGGCCGAUGUCGUCCGCUCUUUGGAGAAGUUACUGUUUUUGUCGCCUACGUGAAGAGUUCCAUGGAAACGCACUACCAAGUUGCUCAGCAGUCACUCGAGUGCUAUCUUAGAGGAGUGAAUUACACGGUGCUGAUGGUGGAGCUGAAUGAGGACACCCGUGUGAAGGAACGAUGCGCAAGAAAUCAACAGCUGUUCUUUAAAAAACACUGUGCAGCUGCUGCAUACUUAGCGGACACAGAUUGGAUGCUCGUUCUGGACGCCGAUACUGGUGUCGUGAAUCCGAAUCACUGUAUCGAGGAGUGGAUAGAUGAUCGAGUCGACAUAAUUUUCUACGAAAGGUUCUUCAACUGGGAAAUAGCUAGUGGCAACUACUUGGUGAGAAACACUGAAUUCGGAACCAACUUUCUGAAAUCAUGGGGAGAGUACGAAUUUAGUCAACCGUUAAAUUGGAACGGCGCAGAUAACGGAGUGCUACAGCUGCUUAUUUUGAAGACCGUGAUGCCAGACGCUUGGCAUGAGGCAAAAAACUGCGACAAAGUGUGGCGCAAUUCCACUGGUUACGAAUCCUAUCUGAGAUAUGUCUCUUGUGUCAAACAAAUGUUGGGCGCGACAAGGGUUUGGCCAGGUAAAGUGAGAAUCUAUAGAAGAGCACAUGGCUGGGUUCGCGACGGUUUCCUCACUAAUGACAGAUGGAGUAAUGCAGACUUCAUGUUGCACGGCUGGAAGUUGCAAAAAGUGGGUGAUGAAGGAUGGGAGAGCCCAUUUAAGAACAAUCUUGACCCUUCCAAAUGUGGAGUCGGGUUCGAGGGAUGGAAUUGGAUUCCUGAAAAGCAUGUGAACUCCUCCGUCAUUAGGAAAGAACUGGCAGCGUUUGAGAGGCAUUCCGGAAUAACGUACCCAGUCGAGGCGAGGUCCCUCGUGUACAUUUCCAUGCCCGACGUCGGAGAGUGCUACCCAUAUUGUGAGAAUGGAGCUUGA